Messenger RNA from Nothobranchius furzeri (turquoise killifish), 3938 nucleotides. RefSeq names its product CTD (carboxy-terminal domain, RNA polymerase II, polypeptide A) phosphatase, subunit 1 (gene ctdp1). NCBI's taxonomy places the organism in Eukaryota, Metazoa, Chordata, Actinopteri, Cyprinodontiformes, Nothobranchiidae. The record is from RefSeq and is a predicted model, not a curated record. Gene Ontology annotation, cellular component: nucleus. Gene Ontology annotation, molecular function: RNA polymerase II CTD heptapeptide repeat phosphatase activity.
UGCAGUGUUGCGCUUUCCUGUUUACGGGCGGGAAGAGCGAACGAGACAGCAGCCACGGUGUUUAAAUCUCCAGGACAUUUGUUUUAUUGAUCAAACACGUGAUUCGUUUGCUACAUUGACACACUGGCCAUCGCGAGGUGGGUUUGAUACGUAUAAAGUGGACUGGUGCAGAAAACGAAAGAGGUUCUGGAGACUGCAGGACAGAUGGAGGAUCCUCCUGCUGAUUCUGGUGGCGGCGGCGGCGGCGAUGCUGCUGCGGAGGGCCCCGCAGUGCAGGUGGCAGAUAUGUGCUCUCCCAGCGGGGCUCUCCCUCUGCGGCUUCUAGAGUGGAAAGUCAAGCCCGGAUCUCUGGUUAACGUGGACUCUGUGCUGGCACUGUGUGCUCCCAUGCCUCGGGAGAAGGGGACGGGGGCUGCCAGGCUGCCCGAGAAGAAGGUGAAAUCAGACCGUUCUGGAGUAGUGAAGGAGCUAGGUUGUCAAGUUGGACAAAUCAUUCCUCCAGGUGGUGUCAUCGUCAGGAUUGAACAGUGCAGCCAUCCCAUUGUCAUGAAGGGCUUGUGCGCCGAGUGUGGCCAGGAUCUUACUCAGCUCCAGGGAACAAACGGGAAGCAACAAGUUCCCAUCUCCACAGCAACAGUCUCCAUGGUUCACAGUGUCCCUGAACUGAUGGUCAGCUCUGAGCAAGCCAAGCAGCUGGCCAGAGAAGACCAGCAGAGACUCCAUCGAAACAAGAAGCUGGUCCUCAUGGUGGACCUGGACCAGACUCUGAUCCACACCACUGAGCAGCACUGCCAUCGCAUGUCCAAUAAGGGCAUUUUUCACUUCCAGCUUGGGCGAGGGGAGCCCAUGCUCCACACACGACUGCGCCCACACUGCAAGGAGUUUCUGGAAAAAAUCACCAAACUCUACGAGUUGCAUGUCUUCACAUUUGGGAGCCGGCUGUAUGCACACACCAUUGCUGGCUUUUUGGAUCCUGAAAAGAAGCUUUUCUCCCAUCGAAUCCUUUCCAGAGAUGAGUGCAUCGACCCGUACUCCAAGACAGGGAAUCUUAGAAACCUUUUCCCCUGUGGAGACUCAAUGGUCUGCAUUAUCGACGACCGAGAGGAUGUUUGGAAGUUUGCCCCAAACCUCAUCACUGUGAAGAAGUACACUUAUUUCCAGGGAACCGGAGACAUAAACGCACCACCGGGAUCACGGGAAGCUCAGAUCACCAGGAGAGCAGGAGGACCCUCAAGUCGACCGGCAGAAAACACAGAACAAGUAGGCACAGAUGAGCAAAAUAACGGUCUCAGGAAAAAAGCAAAGGACCUCAAUGUUUCAGGAAAGGAAGAGCCUGUAGUACCUCAGUCUUCUCAGGCAGAAGCAGCCAAUGAAAGGACACAAGAUGAUGUGGGACAAGGUCAUGGGUCAGAAACGGGUCAGAAAGGGGCAGAGUCUGGAGCGGACUCAAAGGAAACUCAGGUGGGUGACAAAAUAAAAAGUAGGGAAGAUAACGGUAACGGGACAGCAGCAUCACAGGAGGGCGAGAACUCGUCAUCUGCUCAUCGCGAGGGCAAUAAUUUAGAUUUUGACCUUUCUAGUGACAGCGACAAUGACUCCGUUACAGGAAAGCCUCCCUCAUCAGACAGUAGUAGUGAGGCGAGGCUAUCCCAGACAAAGAAAUCUGGGGAGGAAAGAGAAAGACGGCAGCCCUCUGAUGGGGACGGGACGAAGGAGGCGGACAGUAAAGAUUCUUGUGAAGUAGAAAACAGUUGUGAUGUUGUAGAACCUUCAGGCGUGGUCCUGCCCGACCCAGAGCUUGGGAAUGGAUGUUUAGACAGGAGAGAACCAGAGACCGAAUCCCAGAAUAGUGAACAGUCUGGGGUAACUGUGGGAGAGGAGCUGCUUGACCAGAGCAUGGAGGAGGAGGAAGAGGAAGCUGAUAAUGAUGAGGACGAUCACCUCAUCCACCUAGAGGAAGUGUUGGAGCGGAUCCACACAGAGUACUACAGCCGCUACGGGGCCUACCAAAGGGAAAACUCUUCUGAAAUGCCAGACAUUCGUAAGAUUGUUCCUGAGCUGAAGGGCAAGACACUGGAAGGCACAAGAGUGGUGUUCAGUGGUUUGUACCCUACCAACUACCCAAUGGAGCGGACACGGGAGUACUACCACGCCAAAGCCCUGGGGGCCAAGAUCUGCAAACACCUGGUUCUUAACGCUGAAGACCCAAGCCGGACGACCCAUCUUGUUGCAGCGAGAGCAGGAACAGAGAAAGUUCGACAGGCUCAAGGCUGCAAGCACCUGCAUGUCGUCAGCCCGGACUGGCUGUGGAGUUGUCUGGAGCGCUGGGAGAGGGUGGAGGAGCAGCUGUAUCCUCUGAAGGAAGACUACUCAAGGACACCACGGAGCAACAGCCCCGCAGCCUUUCCGGACGCUCAGGGCUCCGUGCAUCAACCACUUUUCCACCCAGCUCUCGUCCACCCCAAACCUCCUCCUGCUCCUCCAGAGGUGCGGACGUAUGACUCUGUGACGGGAAAGCUCAUCCGGAGUGGUCCUCAGUUGUCCCCCUACCUGCAGUCCUCAUUUUCUGAUUCUCGAGAUCUGUCCGCACUCAGAGGAAAGGCUCAAAAAGAGGGGGCAGGAUCCGGCAGAGAUGACGAGCAGCCGUGUUGCUCUCGCCGUAAACGACAGCAGAGCAUGUCGGAAACCAUGCCUCUCUACACGCUCUGCAAGGAGGACCUAGAAAGCAUGGACAAAGAGGUGGACGACAUCUUAGGCGAGGAGAGCGACAACGAAAGUGAAGGCCGAGGGAAGGAGAAGACAGGCGCAGAGGAGAUGGAUGAUGAAGAGGAGGAACAGCAGAAGCAGCCAGGAAGCAGACAGACAACAGGACAAGGACUUAGUCCUCAGGCACCGAGCGCAGAGGAGAGGCCUCCGACAUCAUCCUGUAGCACCAGUCUGUCCCACAGUGUCAAAAGGGGCAACAAACGUAAACACGGUGAAGCAACGAGGGAGGAGUGCAUGGACACAGACGACGUAGAGAACAAGAAGGAAAGAGAGGACUCCACCAACGAGUCCUCCAAGGACUCGAACGAGGAAGACGACGGCAGUAGCUCGGAGGCAGAUGAGAUGGCUGCUGCCUUGGAGGCAGAGCUGAAUGAUUUUAUGUGACACGGAAACUAAAGAAAGACAAAAAAAUGAAAUAAAAACGACCUUUGUGAACUUGGUACCUAAAAGUUUGGUUUGUUUUUCUGGAAUGUGUGUGAUUAGGGUGUGUGAGCCUUGAAUGUGUGUCAUAAAAAAACUGAAUGUCCUGUACAGAAAUGUGUCCCCAUGUAGAUAAAGCUUAGAGUUUUCUAGCACUGCCAUCUUGCCUGUUUGGCAGCAAGAAGAAAAAAGAAGUUUCAAAAGGAGACAUAAAAUUUAUACAUUUAUUUCUAUUUCAAGUUUUGUAUGGAUGAGAACUUGAUUGAUAUUCUAAAUGUAUAUUUUGCUGAUUGUUCUUGCCAAAGAGUUUAAAAUAGGUUUGCAAAGAUGUGCAGCUAAAUAUUUCACUUAUUUCUUUUUGAUUUCUUCUACAAGUUUUUAAGGUCGUGCAGCCAACCUAUCCAGACAGUUGAAUGUGUUUCUAUUUCCAUGUUUUUUAUUCUUAUGUUUAGAGAUAAAUAUCUACUGACUGUUGUAAGCUUAACCCAACUUGAAUCUUUUUACGUUGCUCAGCUCUCUUCCAUCUCAGACGUUUUUUGACCUCUUCCAACAGAAUUCGGUCCCUUUUUGCUGUUUUUGGUGUUGUGUUUAAACAUAUUUCAUCUAGCUUUCAGACUCCCACUAAAGGUUGUCUGACUCUGUUGUUAUUUUUUUAUGUGUGUUAUCUUCAGAAUGAUCACGUAUUCUAACAUUUGGAAAUACUUUUGUUUUUUCUAAAAUAAAUACCUUUUCAGAUACUGUAUAAACAAAAA